AUGUACCUAAUGGGGCUGCUGGUCUUGCUGCCAUUGCUGUUACCACCAUUAUCUCUCCAACAACAGGACUUCUUGGAGAACAAGGUUGCCAUGGGCCAAAUGAUCCUUCCUGCCCUGGAGAAAGCCACCUCAUUCAUGGAGAAGAGAUUCAGGGAGCUUAACCUGGAUGGAGUGCUGGGAUUCUGGGUACAGGAAGUGCAGCUGCAAGGUGUCUUGGAGAAAUGGGCCCAGGAUCCUGCCCUGAAGCCCCUCAGCCUGAGGGUAGAGAAGAUAGUGAAGAAGUUGUUACCACUCAUUGCCAGGGCCACAGUCUACCUCAAGCUCAGUGACUCUAAGUACUUAAAAGAAUUCCAAGAGACUCUACAGCCAGGAUUUUGGAAACUCCCUCAUUCAUGGGGUCACACCAACUCCUCCAUGGUCUACUCCAAGUUUGACUACUCAGAUUCUUUCUCAGAAGAAUUAAGUGAUUCAUGCAUGACGCUCUUACUAGGAACCAAGAAGGAGGGCUUGCAGUCCUGCACUGUCACUGACCUCUGCAGGGAAGUCAUGACCAAGCCUGGCUGCAUAGGCUAUGCACUGUCACACCAGCUCCUCUAUUUCCUGUUUGCCAAAAUGAAAGGAUGCUCAGAUGGCCUGUUUCUCCAGUCCAAAUACUACAUAGAUAUUUUUUGCGCUAACAUGAUGGAACUGAACUUGAAAACUGAAGAAGUUGGAUUCCCACUUCCCAAUAGAGAUAUCUUCAUGGAAAAUAUCAUGUUCUGUGGACUUUCUGGCUACUCAGAUUUCUACAAGCCUAGAUGGCUACAGACUAUUCUCACCUGGCAGCGACCUAAGGAGGGCUGCUUUGGGAAGCCUUAUGACAAUAUAAACCAAUUAUAUAGAGUUGGUGAAGACCAACAACAAUCAUUGAGAAGAGUUAAGAGGAGAGAGAAAGGAUUUGCAGAUGGGUGUUCUUCCCACAAUACAGCUGUGGCAGUUGCAGCCUUGGGUGGCUUCCUUUAUCACUCUGCAGAACAUUCACCAACCACCAUCAAACCUCAUUAAUGCUUCCCAACAAUCAAACAGCAACUCAAAGGGAUGAUUCUAUACGUGCUGAAAAUGAAACAUACUCUUUUUGGUAAUGCAUUGUGGGGGCUAGAUUGGAAUGGGUUAACAAAAUAUAGCAUGAUUACUCUACCUGAGCAAUAACCUUGGGGUCACCAGUUGGAAAACUGACAACAUGACUUCAAGGUUGUAGACAGGAUAGAGUAACAUACAUAUAAAUCAAAUAGAAUGCACUAACAAUGUAUUUCAGUUAAAACUAGCCAUUCUCCAUAAAAAAUGUUUUUUCCUGUAUUCAUCAUUGUGAAAGUUCUAAUGUUACACUGUUUGUUCCACUAGAUGGACAC
Molecule: messenger RNA, 1388 nt
Organism: Dromiciops gliroides (monito del monte)
Lineage: Eukaryota; Metazoa; Chordata; Mammalia; Microbiotheria; Microbiotheriidae
Product: UPF0764 protein C16orf89 homolog
Exons: 8
Coding region: 1-1044 (347 amino acids)
Cellular component (GO): membrane; cytosol
Source: RefSeq, a predicted model, not a curated record